AUGUCUGGGGAGUCAACGCCAAAACGAUAUGAGGGAGACGUGGACUCGCUGGCGGUGGGCCAGCUGGCCCAGGGGUUCCUGGUCUCAGACCUCUCUCGCGAGCUCUCCCGCUUGACGUACGAGGGAGGCCAUCUUCCAGUGAAUUCGCCAGACUUCGACUUAUCUCGGCUCCUUCACACCUACGUCAAGCAGUCAGAGCAUGACGGCAUCCAUUUGCGCCAGUUGGGCGUCUCCUUCGAAGACCUUUCGGUGCACGGGAUCGACCAGAGCUACGCUUUUUUGCCCACCGUCAGCGGCGUGUUGAAAUUGCCCUUGACAAUCUACCGUGCUGUGAAGGAAGCCCGUCACCGGCCCGAACGAGCCAUUUUGCUGGGCAUGGACGGCUACGCCAAGCAGGGCGAGAUGGUGCUUGUGCUAGGCCGCCCUGGUGCUGGGUGCCUGACGCUACUCAAGGCGCUCAGCGGCACCGAUUUGCAGCUGUACACGAGGCUCGAGGGCUCAGUUGAGUACGACGGCAUUUCUCAGAAGGAGAUGCUCAAACGGUUUAAGCAGGAUUUGGUCUACUGCCCAGAGCUCGAUACUCAUUUUCCCCACUUGACUGUGCAACAGACACUCGACUUUGCCAUUGGGUGUCGGACGCCACAUCGCAGGGUCAACAACAUGUCCAAGGAAGAGUAUGUGGCGUUCAUGAGGGAUAUGUUGGCCACGGUGUUUGGCCUCAGGCACGCCUACAGAACGAAGGUGGGCAAUGAGUACGUGAGAGGAUGCUCUGGUGGCGAAAGAAAGCGUGUGUCCAUAGCAGAGGCUUUGGCCUGUCAGGGGUCUGUUUACUGCUGGGACAAUGCCACCAGGGGGCUCGACGCCUCGACGGCGUUGGAGUAUGCCCAGGCAAUUAGAGUCUCUACAAAAUUUGCUAGAUCUACUGCUUUUGUUUCGCUUUACCAGGCUUCUGAGAACAUCUACACGACUUUCGACAAGGUUCUCGUCUUGUACAAGGGCAGGAAAGUGUAUUUUGGGCCAGUGGACGAGGCCAAGGCGUAUUUCGAGGAGAUGGGCUAUGAGUGUCCUGCCAGACAGACCACGGCUGAGUUCUUGACUGCUGUGACUGAUCCUAUUGGCCGUUUUCCAAAGCCUGGGUUUGAGAAUAAGGUUCCUAGAACCCCCGACGAAUUUGUCACUUACUGGAAGAAGUCUCCUAAUUACAAAAAAGUUCUUCAAGAAAUUGCUAGCUACAAGGCCUCUGUUUCUGCUGAUGAGACAAGACAACAGAUGAAAAUCUCUGUGAAACAAGAGAAGCAGAAGUUUCAGAGAGCUGGCUCUGUUUUCACCGUUAACUUUUAUGAGCAGUUCAGACUCAAUUUGAAGAGGGCUUUUCAAAAUACGUGGGGAGACAAGGCAUACACCAUCAUUCAGGCAGUUGCUGCGCUUGUGCAAAGUCUUAUUGUUGGAUCUCUUUACUAUAACACUCCAGACAACGUGACUGGAUCAUUCUCGCGAGGAGGCGUCAUUUUCUUCUCUGUGUUGUACUUGUCGUUGACUGGAUUAGCAGAAGUCUCCAACUCGUUCAAGGCCAGGCCCAUUUUGUUGAAGCAGCACAACUACUCCUUAUACCAUCCCGCUUCGUUUGCAAUAGCAGAGGCCAUUUCAGUGGCCCCUGUGAACCUCGUUAUCACCACGGUUUUCAGUCUUGUGCUUUACUUUCUCUCCAAUCUCAACAGAGAUGCGGGCAAGUUCUUCAUUUUCAUCUUGUUCAGUUACUUGGUUUCUUUGGUGAUGGGCUCCUUGUUCAAAGCAGUCGCAGCUUGGAAUAAGACAAUCUCUUCUGCCAAUGCGUUUUCUGGUGUGCUCAUAUUAGCCUCAUUGAUGUACUCGUCGUACAUGAUCCAGACUCCAUCGAUGCACCCUUGGUUUCGCUGGAUCGGUUACAUCAAUCCUGUUCUUUACGGAUUCGAAGCGAUGAUCACUGCCGAAUUCCAUGGUCGGGAGAUGCCUUGCGAUACCAACUACUUGAUUCCGCGUGGGCCUGGUUAUACUACGGAAAACACUGUUUGUGGCUUCACCGGCUCGCUUCCAGGUGAAACUAUUGUAUAUGGGGAUCGAUACGUUGCUCAAUCUUUCAAUUACAGUUACAGCCAUGUGUGGAGAAAUUUUGGUAUUUUAAUCGGCUUCUUAAUCUUCUUCGUUUGUCUUUCUGCUAUCGGAUUCGAAGUAGUGAGACCUGUUUCAGGCGGUGUGGACCGGUUGUUUUUCCUCAGAAGUAAGUCCAAGAACGAUAUCAUCAUAAUCGACAACGAGAAAGCCCUGUCCCUGGACUCAAGUGAGGAAAAUGGUCCAUCUCAGGUACGUGAUUUAGAGAAAUCUGCUUCUUUGAGCGACGAAGAGACCCACAAAGCACUUGCAGACUUACAAGGUAAGGAUAUUUUUGUGUGGAAGAAUGUGGACUAUGAUAUCCCCUACAAUGGCGACCACAGAAGAUUGCUUGAUAACGUGUCUGGAUACUGCGUCCCUGGUAAGUUGACCGCAUUGAUGGGAGAGUCUGGAGCAGGUAAGACUACACUUUUGAACGCUUUAGCGCAAAGAACAGAUAUAGGUGUUGUCUCUGGUGAUAUCUUGGUGAAUGGUGGUCCUUUGGAUGCAUCUUUCUCCAGAAGAACUGGCUACGUUCAGCAGCAAGACAUUCAUCUUGCUCAAUCUACCGUUAGAGAAGCCUUGGUGUUCUCAGCUAAACUCAGAAGACUGAAAAAUGUACCAGAUAAAGAGAAGGUCGAAUAUGUUGAAAGUAUCAUUGAUGUGCUUGAAAUGAACGAGUAUGCUGACGCUAUUGUCGGCCAAUUGGGUUCAGGGCUCAAUGUGGAACAAAGGAAGAAGUUGACUAUUGGUGUUGAGCUUGUUGCAAAGCCUUCCUUGUUGCUUUUCCUCGAUGAGCCGACUUCUGGUCUUGACUCUCAGUCUGCAUGGGCCAUUGUGAAGCUUCUUCGUUCCCUAGCUAAUGCUGGUCAAUCAAUAUUGUGCACCAUUCACCAGCCCUCAGCCACGUUAUUUGAACAGUUUGACAGACUUUUGCUUUUGAGGAAAGGGGGUCAGACGGUCUAUUUCGGUGACAUUGGCGAUCACUCGAGAGUCAUUUUAGAUUACUUCGAGAGAAAUGGUGCAAGAAAGUGCUCAAUCCAUGAAAACCCUGCUGAAUACAUUUUGGAAGUUAUUGGAGCAGGUGCUACUGCUGUUGUGGAUCGGGACUGGUUUGAAGUCUGGCAGAACUCGCCAGAGAAGAAGAUAGCGAAUGAUCAAAUCGAAGAGUUCAUCGCUCAAGGUAAGGCUCAUGACACCUCCACAGAUUUCACACCCAAGGAAUUGCGUGAGCUACACAAAACUUACGCAACACCUACAUUUUAUCAGUUUGCUAUUCUUGUCAAAAGAAACUACCGGGCGUUUUGGAGAAACCCAGAAUACGUGAUGUCUAAAAUCUUUCUCAUGACAAUGAGUGGACUCUUCAUUGGCUUCACGUUCUUUGGCCUUAAGCAUACCUUGACUGGAUUGCAAAACGGCAUGUUUUGUUCUUUCUUGUCUGUGGUUGUCUCAGCCCCGCUCAUUAACCAGAUUCAAGAACAAUGUAUCGCUACCAGAGAGCUUUUUGAAGGUCGUGAGAGGAUGUCCAACACUUAUAGAUGGUGGCUAAUGGUGUUGGCGCAGUUUGUGACUGAGGUCCCCUAUAUGUUUGUUGGUGGGGCUAUCAUGAUUGUUUCACUCUACUUCCCUACGCAAUCAGACACCCUGGGCUCGCAUGCGGGUGUGUUUUACUUGACACACGGUAUAUUCCUCCAGUUAUUUAACAUUUCGUUUGCCUUCAUGUUGGUCUACAUGGCGCCCGAUAUUCUGUCUGCUGCAGUGUUGGCUUCGUUCUUCUUCUCCUUCAUUGUUGGAUUUUGUGGCGUUGUUCAGCCAAAGCAGUUGAUGCCUGGAUUCUGGACGUUUAUGUGGAAGGUCAGCCCCUACACCUAUAUCGUACAAAACCUUCUCUCCUCAUUUCUCCACGAGAGGGAGGUUAAGUGUUCAGAAAAAGAAUUGUCGUACUUGGAGCCUCCACAGGGCAAGAGUUGUGGUGAAUAUAUGGCUUCUUUUAUCGAAAAUGCUGGGGGCUACUUGCAAGACCCAAAUAGCACAGAGAGGUGUGGAUACUGUCGGUACACUGAUGCGGAUCAAUAUCUAUUGACGGUGUACACAAAGUAUUCCUAUAUCUGGCGAAACGUGGGGUUCUUUUGCGUGUAUAUCAUUUUCAACAUCAUCAUAUGUCUUGUCCUAUACAAGAUCUUCAGAUUGACUACCUGGAGAAUGCCUAAGAUAUUCAAGAGGAAAUCAUAA
Candidozyma auris is the source of this 4359-nucleotide messenger RNA. RefSeq lists its product as uncharacterized. Gene Ontology annotation, biological process: transmembrane transport. The record is from RefSeq and is a predicted model, not a curated record. Bases 1 to 4359 code for a protein of 1452 amino acids. The transcript has a single exon. NCBI's taxonomy places the organism in Eukaryota, Fungi, Ascomycota, Pichiomycetes, Serinales, Metschnikowiaceae. Gene Ontology annotation, cellular component: membrane. Gene Ontology annotation, molecular function: ATP binding; ATP hydrolysis activity; ABC-type transporter activity.